Messenger RNA from Maniola jurtina (meadow brown), 832 nucleotides. RefSeq names its product coiled-coil domain-containing protein 25 (gene ccdc25). The coding region runs from base 174 to 797 and encodes 207 amino acids. The record is from RefSeq and is a predicted model, not a curated record. The transcript has 4 exons. NCBI's taxonomy places the organism in Eukaryota, Metazoa, Arthropoda, Insecta, Lepidoptera, Nymphalidae.
CAAUGUCAUUUCUGAAGUAAUUUUUAUUGUUAUCACAUUGUUAUUCUCUGAACUUUGCCAAAAAAUAAUAGUAGACUAGGGACUAGGGUACAUUAAAAUUGAAAUGUUGGUAGCUUUCGAAAAAAAGAAGCAUUUUCAGAAGUCGUAGAUUGAUAUAUUCGCUUCCAGGCAAAAUGGUUUUUUAUUUUACAAGCGAUGUUGUUUCACCACCUGUAACUUUAUUCAUGGGUACCGAUAAACAUGAGAAUGAAGAUUUAAUCAAAUGGGGAUGGCCCGAAGAUGUUUGGUUCCAUGUAGAUAAAGUUUCAUCAGCACAUGUCUACCUUCGUUUAGCACCUGGUCAAACGAUAGACGAUAUACCAAAUUCUGUGCUUGAUGAUGCAUGCCAAUUAGUAAAAGCAAACUCUAUAAUGGGUAAUAAAAUGAAUGAUAUUGACAUUGUUUACACAAUGUGGUCAAAUUUGAAGAAAACAGCUGGGAUGGAGGUAGGACAAGUUGCAUUUCACAAAGACAAGGAUGUAAGAAAAGUCAGAAUAAUUAAAAGAAUAAAUGAUAUUGUGAAUAGACUAAACAAAACUAAAAGAGAAGCAUUUCCUGAUUUGAGACUAGAAAGAGAAACUAGAGACAGGUUAGAAAGAGAAGAUAAAAAGAAAUUGGUAAGAGAAAAAAGGGAAAAGGAAAAAGAAGAAGAAAAACGCAAGAAAGAGGAAGCAGAAUUAAGAAGUUAUGCUACUUUGAUGAAGAAAGAAAAUAUGAAAACAAAUCAUGAUGGAAAUGAUUCUGAUGAUUUUAUGUAAUGAUCUAAUAAAUAAAAACUGUGCUAUGUAAAUUA